Molecule: messenger RNA, 1285 nt
Organism: Tachysurus fulvidraco (yellow catfish)
Lineage: Eukaryota; Metazoa; Chordata; Actinopteri; Siluriformes; Bagridae
Exons: 6
Coding region: 143-874 (243 amino acids)
Biological process (GO): immune response; T cell costimulation; positive regulation of T cell proliferation
Cellular component (GO): external side of plasma membrane
Source: RefSeq, a predicted model, not a curated record
UACGUUUUCAGAAAUGAGAAAUGACUUAGUGGUCGUUGUUGUUUCCUGAAAACCAAAAUGUUUAAGGAGACACUCAGUCAGUGUGUCAGUGUGUGUGUUUCACUCAGAGGGACUGGUGUGUGUGUGUGCAGAAGAAUCAGUAAUGAUGAAGUGCUUAUAUCUUUUGUAUAUCGUGUUUCACGUCACUGCAGGCUGUAAUCUCACUGCUCAAACUAAAUAUGAAUACAUUGGACACCCUGGAGGUUCAGUUAUGUUACCCUGCUCCUGCUCUGACCUGCACACCAAACCUCACACAUUCACCUGGAUGGUCUACAGAACAGGAGGUCUGAAUGACGUGUUAAAUGAUGAACACUACCGUGGCAGACUUCAGCUGUUUAAUCACAUUUCUCCUGGUAAUCUGUCUCUGCUCAUAUCUGACCUGAGAGAAGAGGACGGGACAGUCUACAGGUGCAGCACUGAGAACAGUCUCACAGACAUGCAGAUUAAUGUUAAAGAAGGAAAAAGAGAAACUUCAACACACUCAGGGAAAACAGAUGGGCGAUCUCCAUCAGAACAGCCUCAGAUCACAACAAUCUCUGCACCUGCAACAUCCUCAACAACACUGGAACAAGCUAAACUGGUUUUCGGCAUUGUGGCUGCUUUUCUGUUGGUGAUAGUUGGCAUAAUGGCAUUUAUUUGUUGGAGAUGCAAAGGUCUUUUCCCAUUAGGAGGAAGAUGUGGAAAGAACACGAUAACUGAAGGACGUCCAAAGCAGAAGGAUCCGACUGUGCCUGAUGUUACUUACUCUACUGUAAGCCACAUUCACACAGCCGGAGCAGCUCGGGUCCAGAUCAAUGUGGGAGAGCAUGAAUACGCCAGCAUUGUAACAAAUUAAUCCACAGUAAAUAUAUAGAAUAAUGUUAAAAAAAAUCAUACAGUAGAUUAAAUACAUACCAUGGUAAGCACUGGAUUCACAAUAUUGGCCUGGUUUAUUUUCUGUGAUUUGUUUCUAACCAAAAAUAACAGAUUGUAAUCAUGUGGAUAAUCUUACAAAUUAUGAUUUUAUUGUUUGUCAUAUUAUAUCUUUUGUAUCUUAUGUAAUUUUAUAUCUUUUUUGUAGCAUUCUCCGAAAAAAAUUAAGUUCAUCACUUUGUUUUGUGUAAGACAUGGUGUCCUCUAUUCCAUAAAUACUAGAAAUCUUAGGGUCUUUGGCUUACUUGGUCUUUGUCUGUGUGAACGUGUAUGUUUCUGUGCAUGUGCGUGUAGACACAGGCAUAAAUAUGUCUGUGUGUAUAAGGUACUACUA